Molecule: messenger RNA, 1638 nt
Organism: Macroventuria anomochaeta
Lineage: Eukaryota; Fungi; Ascomycota; Dothideomycetes; Pleosporales; Didymellaceae
Exons: 2
Coding region: 35-1576 (513 amino acids)
Biological process (GO): tRNA-type intron splice site recognition and cleavage; tRNA splicing, via endonucleolytic cleavage and ligation
Molecular function (GO): nucleic acid binding; tRNA-intron lyase activity
Source: RefSeq, a predicted model, not a curated record
CCACGAUGAAACCACACAAGUGAAGAUCGACAUCAUGGCGCCGGCCCUGGCACCAAAAGAAGUCUCCGAACCCUUCCCCAUCUCCUGCGUUGCAGGACGACACCUCCUUUUCGACGUCGACGUGAUCUCGCAUGUCCGUCGCAACCACAAUAUUUGUGGCGUUCUGGUCGGCACGAUACCGAACCUAUCGCAGCAAAAUGUCUUCCUAGGCAUCCCGCUUGAGCUCAUGUCUGAAGAGGCACGAGUGCUUGUGGAGGGAGGACAUGCGUACAUCGUUGACGAUGUAGAAACACACCGUCAGGGAUUCCAAGAGAUGAGCAGAGCAGAUAGGUUGAAGUACCUGGCGGAGAUGGACCGUCAAGGUACUGAGGCCGCAAAAGAGAGUUUGGCGGCACAGGAGAAGAAGAAGGAUAUCGCGCUCAAGAAGAAGGGGUGGAGGAAGGAGGUCGUUGAGACCGAGACAGCUCCAAGUGUCGCGGAUAGUACUGCGACAGUUGAGAGCACAGCGGACAGCACAGCCUCUGAUGCGACGGUCCAUGUCGAGCUACCCAGCCCUGCUGGCUCUGGUCUUGGCUUCAUCAUGAAGGGUUCAGGGUUUGUGGAGCCGCAGUCAUCAGCCAACACAGCUUCAGUACCGUCGAUACCAUCAGAGUCAUCAGGCACUGUCGCUUCUGACCUCGGCUCGUCGUUUGUUGACCUUGGCUCGAUCAUGAAAGGAUCCUCGUUCCUGGACCCCUCAUCAGUGUCAGCAAAGUCGGAAGCCGUUGCUGCACCUGUCAGCGAUGCUGCGCCAUCCUCUCCACACACUUCCGACCUCGGCUCGUCCUUCUCUGAUCUUGGCUCGAUCAUGAAAGGCUCCUCCUUCCUGGAGCUUGCGCCGGUGGAGGUGAAGGUUGAGAAGGUCGAAGUGGAGGAGGCUAUGCCGCUCUUGGUCAAGGAAGAAGAAGCUGGUCCCGAGGAAGUGAAGCUGGCGGAAGCCCAGCUCGAAGAAGCCAUGCAGGAGGAGUUCAAGGCUGUAACCGCCGAUGACCCGGAGGAGGUCGACUUGCGAGAAGCUGUGCCGCCAAUGGGUGGAAUAGAGGCCGAGCCAGCAGAGGAUCCACAAGAGGUCGACCCAUCCACCGCCUCGACCUCGCUCUUCGAGUCUGAGCCCGCCCCAUCCGCUCCUCCAGUGAAGAGCACCUUGAAGAGUGUCUUUGCCCAACGCCAGUACAUCACCCCCACCACAUCCACACCUCCUCUACCAACCCCACCGCAAGACUCCUCCCGUCCCCUCCCAGUAGUCCCCAAGAGCUACCCACUCUUCCGCUUCCUGCACUCGCGCGGCUACUUCUUCAUGCCCGGGCUGCGCUUCGGCUGCAACUACUCCGUCUACCCCGGCGAUCCUCUGCGGUACCACAGCCACUUCCUCGCCACGGGACUGGGCUGGGAUGAGAAGUUCGAUUUGCUGGAUAUUGUGGGUGGAGGCCGUUUGGGUACGGGGACGAAGAAGGCGUAUAUGGUUGGUGGAGAGGAUCCCAAGGCGCCGAAGGAGGAUAACGUUCGCGCGUUCUCUGUGGAAUGGGCGUCGAUGUAAGAAUAUAGAGAGCGUUUAUGGUGUGCGUGAUGAAGCGAAGCAUGACUCGUAAUGUAUACAUG